UCCAUUGGGGGUGAUCAGACUGGAAUAUUCGAGCUGAAGCCGGUUCACACCCGUUGUUCUGGAGACUACGGAGGAGAUAAGCAAAGAAAACAACGCAGAACUUUCUUACGCAAGCGUGACACCAAACUCAUGGUCGGUCUCCUUAGAAGAGUGUGAAACUCUUGUGUAACGUAGUUGCCCACCAUUUUACCGGGAAUUUGUCUGUCCUGUCAUAAUUGGUCGGUCGUUUAGAAAGAAUACGCAGUUUUAUACAGGAAAAAGCGGAACAGAACUAUAUGUAAGUUAAAGUAUUAUAGUUUGUGAGGCAGUAAACGCUUACUGCAGCGUUAGCAUAACCGGCUAAUUUACAGAAAUCAGCUGACGUGCUGUUGCGUCAGCUGUAUCCCCCAAUAUUUGAGUGUUUUUGUGUCAGUUUUGUAUUUUAUAUGGAAACUAAUAUAGUAUAAAUUGUAAACAUUUGCUGAAUAUUUAAAGUACGUUACUCUGGGUCACCACUGCUGUCAGUGGCAUUAGCAUUAGCUUGUGCGCAGAUCUGUAUUUGUAUUUAACAUUUACAUUAAUUCUACUCUGAAUAUUUCUGCACGUCUCCAUUAAACUCCAUGCAUUAAAUGCUGGUUAGCUGUGUCUAAAUCGACUGUUCUUGCCUCGUGGUCUUGAACCAGCAGUCUGCGUUAAGUGUCAGAAAGAGCGAGAAUCAGACAUGAUGAAGACCAUCCCUCAUUCACUCUUCCUCUUCGGCCCUUAACAUACAGUCUGGAAGCUUUAAAGUGCCAGGUAUCACAACGGCCAUAGAGGAGAGGGAAAGGAGGGAGUUGAGCUCUUCCUCUGCACAACCUUCAUCAUCACCCUCAUCUUCCUCCUCUCCAUCUGCAAUGGACAUUGUCCUGGGUGUUUCCUUCUAGGUGGUGAAUAAGGAAUCAGAUUAUUGUUUCUCUUGGAAAUUGGGAGUCAGAGAGUGGGUACAUUGAAUGAUGAAACUGUAUUAGCAGUGUGCUGUGACAACACAACAUCUAACCCACUUUAGGUGGAAAGAGCAUAUACAGAUUUAUAAGUCAUUAUUUUUCUUUGCUGUGCAUUCGUGCUAAACCUAUGUUGCAAUUAUAGAAUACAUGCGUCCAAAGAAUGACCCACAUUUCUCUGUCACAUCCACACAAGCCGCACACACAAACACUUAUGCCUUUGGCAACUGUAUGACUCAUGCUGUGCUCAAAAGACAUGAUGGUUUGGUGAGGAGGAACACAAACGGGCAGAGGCAAAAUGUAUGUUUAGGUACGAGGCAAUGAUAAGGAGUGUGGAAAAGCAGAGCUUAGAUCAGAAAGCAUGGAAGCUUGUGGAUUAAGCCAGUGAGUCUCCUAAUGUGGGUGGGAGGGGGAAAAGAGAGAUUGUUGGGUAUUGUGUUUCAGAGAGGAGAGAGAUCGGGCCUUAUUCUGUCAUAUGCUGUUAGCGGCAACAGAAAGAGUGAGAGAGAGAGAUGCAAGAGAAUAAGGACCCGCAGCCCAAAUCUGCCAGCAGCCUUGGAAAGGGCGGCAGGGCGGGUCCGGGUCGUGAUUCCGCACACCCGGCCCCUAAUACGGCUGAUUAAGCCUGAGAGGGAUAAGGCCGACCGGAGAUGGCAGUGCGAGAGAGUGUUACGGACAGCUGUCCGACACCUGCUCAUCCUGCCCUGAAGGCCUUUAUGUGCGGCUCUCUCAGUGGCACCUGCUCCACUCUGCUGUUCCAGCCGCUAGAUCUGGUGAAGACAAGACUGCAGACCCUGCACAAUAACAUGCUCCCGGGAGCUCCUAAAGUGGGGAUGAUUACAGUCUUUUUCAACGUAAUACGCACAGAGAAGCUGCUUGGCCUCUGGAAGGGGGUUUCACCGUCGUUUAUGCGCUGUAUCCCUGGUGUAGGGAUCUACUUCAGCACAUUUUACUCGCUGAAGCAGCAUUUCUUCCAGGAUGGCUCUCCAGGUGCUGGGGAGGCAGUGUUUCUAGGGGCUGGGGCUCGUUGCGUGGCAGGCAUUACCAUGCUUCCCAUCACAGUCAUUAAAACUCGUUUUGAGAGUGGACGAUAUAACUACAUUAGUGUGGCUGGAGCUCUUAAAAGUGUGUGUCAGAACGAGGGUCCGAGGGCUCUUUACUCUGGGCUCACAGCAACUCUGCUCAGAGACGCCCCAUUCUCUGGCAUAUAUGUCAUGUUCUAUAGCCAGGCCAAAAAGGCUUUACCACAAGAGAUUAGCUCGUCAUCCUUUGUCCCACUGGUUAAUUUUGGGUGUGGUGUAGUAGCUGGUAUUUUGGCCUCUCUGGCCACUCAGCCAGCAGAUGUGGUAAAAACCCACAUGCAAGUGAGCCCAGCCCUGUAUUGCAAGACCAGCGAUGCCAUACGCUUUGUUUAUGCUGAGCAUGGCUUCAGCGGGUUCUUUCGGGGAGCGGUUCCUCGUUCGCUCAGGAGAACCCUCAUGGCUGCCAUGGCCUGGACUGUGUAUGAGCAGUUGAUGGCACGCAUGGGUCUGAAGUCCUAAAGCCGCCCUACACACUUUAUCUGUUGACUUUCAUACUGUGUGUGUCAGUUACAGAUAAUGUCUUUGCAGAUAAUGGCAGAAAGAUGCUAUUCUGUCAGCCUUUAAGGGUUUGACAAAAACGACAGCAGCUAGAACUGGCUAUGGUACAGGAGACAGAUAGGUUGUAUGUGUGUGAGAGUGUCUGUGUUUGUUUGUGUUUUCAAGUGCAGUGAGUUUUUCCCUGUGACACCUCUGAGAGUGACAUUUCCAACUUGCCACAGUGUGUGUCUGUCAGCUUAAGGCUGUUGAUGCCUGGAUAUUCAGACAGGGGAUCUACAAUCAAAAAUAACAGUGAGAUCCAGACAGCCAAACCAUGUACUGUCAGCUCACCCAAAACACUCCUUUCAAAAGAAGAAAAUCCUCAUUUUGGCAAACAACCAGUGAAUUUAGAAGGGCAGAUAUUGAAGUGCCCACCUUUGCUUUGUUGGGUUAGAAAUGGGUAACCCAACAAAGCCUCUUGACUCCUGUUUCUGAGAUAGUUCUUGAGCUUAGUUCUCUCAGCCAAAAUCCUUUUUAGUAUAGGAUGAGGCUUAACAGGUGUUCAGGGUACUGGCUUUACUGAGCUGACAUAAUUCUCCAGCGUUCAGACAAUCAGACUGAAUUACUCCAGGGCUGAGGAACUGAACUGACACCACAUGACCAUCUUACUGACAGACUCGGCUUUCGAAUUAUAUUAAUGCAUCUUUAUGCAAUGAUUUGUACUAUGCUACUGAUCUCUUAUAUUAUAUCAUGUUAGGAGAGACUGGAAAGGUUUAUCAGUGCAUAUUAGGGCAUUCCAAUACACUGGAUUUCUUUGUUUUCUUUCACUUUUUCUCAAAAUGAAACUGCAGUUUCCUGGGCACAGACAAAGCCAGGACUUGAUUUAAAUUCAAUUUUUUUAAGAGGAAGACCAGGAAAAAAAAAGCUUAAUAUUAUAACCAAAACAUAGGAACUGGUUUUUAUAGUUCCAGAGAAAGCAUGAUUUUUGUAUGGGAAAGGAGUCAGAACUACAAUACUUUAUUUAUUAUAUUUGCAAGUUCUCAUUUUGAUUGGCAUUGUUUUUAUAAUUUUUAAGUCAUGAUGGUUGCUUCAGGUGCUCAUUGUGAACACAUCAGUGUAAUGGUAAUACUAUAUCCGCCAUAAACCUUUUCUCAGUCUCUUCAGCAUUCUGUGCUUUGCCUGCUAAUACUUUUCACACUUAGUGUUUGGGGUGUGACUUCAGCCAUGCACAAAUGAACCUUGAGAGUUCAUAUUUGCACUAGAAUUUGUUUUUAUUGAGUUGGGGGAACCAUUAUCAUCAAAUGUCCAUGAGGCUAACAAUAAUAAAAUAGUAAAUUAAGAUUAAAGGAAUAUUCCGGGUUCAAUACAAGUUGAGCUCAAUCGAUUGCAUUUGUGACAUAAUGUAGAUUACCACAAAAAAUAAUUUUGACUCGUCCCUCCUUUGGGAAAAAAAAGAACGAACAAAAUAGCAAAAUGAGGCACUUACAAUGGAAGUUAAUGGGGCCAAUUUUUGGAGGGUUUAAAGGCAGAAAUAUGAAGCUAAUUUUAUAAAAGCACUUGCAUUAAUUCUUCUGUUAGAAUUGGGUAUUAUUUGAGCUGUAAAGUUGCUUAACCCCUUCCCACGCAGGGAUCGCAGUUGGCCUCAUGCUCUGUAUUGUUUACAUUAACUGCAUGUUGUUACCAUACAAUUAAUAUUUAAUUGUGACAAACUGUACAUCUUUAAAAAAAAAGUCUAAUUCUCCAGUUUUGAUUCUUAGCCACUGUUUCACAAUAGAAAUCUUACUGCAAGAAUAAUUUUUUAAUUAAUUUCAAAUUAUCAAAACAUCAAGCGUGAGUUAUAAAAAUAAACUCCCAUUGAUUUGUCCCAAGCAGGCUUCAGUGAACAUCAUUCAAUAAAACAUCUCAUCCUAAAGUGUGCACAUUUACAGAAAUAUUGAUGGAUUCUCAUACUUUUACUUUAUAAAGAAUUAUUCUUCAUGGCCAUUUUCUACUAAGUUAUGCUAUUUGAAGCACAGUAAUUCUCUCGUGUUGAGCUCCAUUCCCCCAAGAAGCUAGAAGACGCACAUGUUCUCACUUUUCAUUAUAAAUGUGGUCAUCGAAGAAGAAAGUUAUGACAUGCCUACCUCAGUGCCCACAUGACAGGGACUUCCAAUACUAGACCAUAUUAGGAUAUUAUCCUUAUAAACUCAGUAUAAAGCAUAAAACUAAUUAUUUUAGUGAUGAACUACAGCCAAUGUGUUUUGAGUGUCCUUUUUUUUUUAUAAGGCUUGUUCUCAAAACAAGGGGGCACAAGUGCAACAGGUUAAAUUGGCAUUUUUACUGUCGUUUUAGGGUUCACAAGGUUACGUUGUCGUGGCAAUUAAAUUGCAAAAUUUGAUAUAACUUUACACAAAAAGGGUUAGUAAGCGAUUAUAUUACACUAAAAUCAUGUUAACAUGCAUAUUGUUUACAUCUUGUGGCUAUACUUUUUAAGUGAGUAUUUUAACCUUUUCCAGAUUGGCCCCAUUCACUUCCAUUGUAACUGCCUCCAGAUUUUUGCCUUUUUUUAAAGAAAAGCAGGGACAAGUCGAAAUUAUUUUUUGUGUUAAUCAACAACAUGCCACAAAUACAGUUAACUGAGCUUAACUUUUAUUGAACCCGGAAUAUUCCUUUUAAUCCUUACUGGAAGUGCUCAAGUCAUAAUUUCAUACAUUCAGCAGAAUUCACUCCAGUAAUUUAAUGCAGUUUUAAAUGUUUAAAUUGUUAACAUUUGGUUGGUGUAUGCCUUCGACACUGCGAGCUUAUAUACUGCAGAAUGCAGUUUAAUGCCCAUAUAUUAUAAACUAAAGUGUUGAGGGGAAAAUGGAGCCAAAUGAUCUACUAGUUUAUGUGUUUUGAGGUGGAUUUGUACGUUUUGAUCACACUGCAUACUACAUAGAUCCACAAGUCAUAGUUUGUGAAAGCACUUUAAAUUCUGUGACGUUAACUCCAUGAAACCUGAAGCUGGUUGGUAUGUGUGUGUUGGUCAAAUAUGUUAUGGAUCCACAUUGCUGUGUGUAUGUAAGCCAUUGUGCUUUGUGCAGUACUGUGAAGAUAUUAUUUUGCCUUCAUGCAAUCAGUAUUGUCUCUUCAGCAUUUAUUUUCUUAUUGACUUGAUUGUUGAUAUUUUGUCAGUUUGUGGGUGUACUGUAUUUGCACAUGCAAAUGUUGUGCCUAUGUUAAUAUGUGAAUAAAUCUGCCCCAUUUUAUAAAGGGGU
This is a messenger RNA of Myxocyprinus asiaticus (Chinese sucker), 5754 nucleotides long. It is a transcript of the gene slc25a38b, whose product is annotated as solute carrier family 25 member 38b. Gene Ontology annotation, biological process: glycine import into mitochondrion. Gene Ontology annotation, cellular component: mitochondrial inner membrane; mitochondrion. Gene Ontology annotation, molecular function: glycine transmembrane transporter activity. Bases 1610 to 2500 code for a protein of 296 amino acids. The transcript has 10 exons. Lineage: Eukaryota; Metazoa; Chordata; Actinopteri; Cypriniformes; Catostomidae. The record is from RefSeq and is a predicted model, not a curated record.